AUGAAGGUUACAAUUUGUCUUUUGUUGUUGUUUGGUUUCUUGGCUGUUAUCGAAUGUGGUGGUCGAGGAGGUCGUUCCGUUGGUGAUCGUGAAGAACAGGCACAAGUGGCUUUAAAGACAUAUGGUGGUCGAGGAGGACGUACUGUUCGCUCCGUUGGUGAUCUCGAAGAAUAUUUAGUAGCUGUUAACGCAAAUCUUGGUGGCGGAGGACGUGGUGGUCGAUCUGUUGGUGAAGAACAGGAACAUGUGGCAUUAAAGACAUAUGGUGGUCGAGGAGGUCGUGCUGUUCGCUCCGUUGGUGAUCUCGAAGAAUAUGCACAAGUAGCUGUUAACGCAAAUCUUGGUGGCGGAGGACGUGGUGGUCGAUCUGUUGGUGAAGAACUGAAACAUGCAUGCAAAUUUGGAAAACCAAUAGUUGGUGAAUGUGACGGAGGAGAGUUCACUAUUAUUUAUAGGGGCAACGAUUGCCCAGUUGUCAAAGAGGAAACUGGUAAAUGUAUGGCCAAUUCCGCGGGAAACAUGGUUCCUGUUACCAGUGUUUUCAAGAGUAUGGAAUGCUUCUACACUCUACCCGAUAUGUCAGGAAUCUGUAACCCCGAAACAAAAACAUUGGAACUUUCUCAAACUCUGGUGUCUGACGAUGUAGAGGGAUGCGAGGAAACAAUCGAGUCAACCGUCCGAUGUUCAGAAAACGACAAUGGAGAACUUGUUCCAAAUCUUGCUGAAAUGAGACCCAAUCUUCCUCAAAGGCGACCAGAAGGUAAUGUUCCAAAUUCAGAAAAACGCGAUGGUCCACAACGUAGAAGAGGAGGACAAUUUGGUGGGAGACGUGGUGGAAGUAGAAACGGUGGUGAGAGGCGUAUUGGAGGGGGACAAAGGUCAGGAAGACUCGGUGGCAAAGGAAACGCUGGUGGGAAAAGGAGAAAUGGUGGCGGGGGAAGAGGGCAAGGUGGCGCAGGAGGUCGAAGAGGUGGUCGAAAAAAUAAUGAAUAA
Molecule: messenger RNA, 993 nt
Organism: Lottia gigantea (owl limpet)
Lineage: Eukaryota; Metazoa; Mollusca; Gastropoda; Lottiidae
Exons: 7
Coding region: 1-993 (330 amino acids)
Source: RefSeq, a predicted model, not a curated record